AUGACGAACGCACUCAAACCCAUCCUAGAGAGCUUGGAUUAUGCAGAUAUCCACUUCGAUUACUUCACGGCGCCUUCCAGUGAGUCUGUCACACUCCCGGAUGGGCGCAUUAUCAACGGAGUGCCCAGCAUCAACUCGGGAGAGGAUUCUAUCACAUCAGCCUUGCAUUGCAGGCCCUUUGUCGAACCGCUUGUUCCAAGAUAUGAUGCAUUUCUUGUGGCAUGUUAUUCCGCUCAUCCUUUAGUCGGCAUGCUGAAAGAGGCGAUCACAGAAUAUGAGCAGACGUCUUCCAGAAAAGACUCCGCAAUACCGGAGUACCGAAAGAAAUAUGUGACAGGCAUAUUCGAAGCUAGUGUCUUGACCUCUCUCUCCCUCGUUAGCUCUUUCCAUCUGAUGGGAGACGCAAACUUUCAUAAAGCCCAAGCGAAGGACACAUUCGGCAUAGUUACGACUGGGAGCAUCUGGAGAGAUGAACUGACAAGAGCGGUCACAGAGAUGAUCGUGGAUUCUGGCGACAGCGGCGGCUCUACUGCUCGCUUUGCCGGUGUGGAGACCACUGGAUUGACAGCCGGUGAAUUACAUACUACUCCUGCCGAAAAGGUGAGGAGAAGGAUCAGCGAUGCGACAGAGAGGCUCCUCAAGAGCACGCCGCAUCCUGUAAGUGCCAUUUGUAUGGGGUGUGCAGGGAUGGCAGGCAUGGAGGAAGCGGUGCGAGAUGGCUGUAUCAGGGCAUAUGGUGAACGACAAGGCCGACGAGUGAGGAUAGUGGAUGGCGUAGUCGCCGGGGCAGGCAUGCUUGUGACGGCUUGUAAGGCGGGAUUCUGA
Messenger RNA from Aspergillus fischeri NRRL 181, 825 nucleotides. Its product is annotated as aspartate/glutamate racemase family protein. Bases 1 to 825 code for a protein of 274 amino acids. The record is from RefSeq and is a predicted model, not a curated record. The transcript has a single exon. Lineage: Eukaryota; Fungi; Ascomycota; Eurotiomycetes; Eurotiales; Aspergillaceae.